AUGGCUUCAUGGUUACUUGUCAACGGGUUAUGGAUAGAAGUACCAGUGAUGGUGAACCAUCUCCCGGAAGGAUGGGCAUUGGGCUCCUAUCUCGUUCUGAUUAUCCAGUUCGCUAAUAUUGGCCCACUUACGUUUGCUGUAAUCAAUAGACUUAAUAAGAAGAAGAAGCGAAUCGAAAUAGCAACCAAUUACAUCAUCAUCACAAUUGGCUUGUCUGCAUGCAUGCUCUUAGUCCCAUUGUGGGAUGUGACGUCAUACGUAAAUGGAGUUAAACACAGCACCGCCCUUCUGUCGUUGUCAGCCUUCCUGGCACUAACUGAUUGCACCUCCUCCGUAUCUUACCUGGCGUUCAUGACAAUGUUCCCGCCCACUUUAUUGACGUCCUUCUUUGUUGGGAUGGGAAUGAAUCCAUUUAUUGUCAGUGUUUUUGGAUUACUUCAGGGUGUCAGCGGCAACCCACGCUGUAUAAAUUCAACCCGUGUCAAUGUCACAGCCUUUGAUAAUCUCACCGUAAACGUGACAGACUACGAGACAGAGUACAGAAACAAUGAACCUAGAUUCGCUGUGGAAGUUUACUUUUUGCUUUUGUUUGGGGUGUUACUAAUCAGCCUCGUGUCGUACAUAGCCCUAGUUCACCUGAAAGUCUUCAAACAAUUUCAUCUGAAGUUAAAUGCAGACACUUCGAGAAAAGUCGACAUUCACCAAUAUGUAUACUUAAAUGAAAACACCUCCACGGAGAAAGGUGAAUCGCCCACACUCACGAGACAGUCUCUCGUGAGAAAUGAUUGCGAAACUGACACAGCGGCAAUUGGGAAUAUACAGAAUAGGAGCAAUAACGAAUUCAAACUGGGUAAACUUGACUGGGUUUACUUCUUGGCCAUACAAGCGUAUUCAUCCGGUCUUUUCAACAGUGUGAUGCCUUCAAUUCAAUCCUACUCUACACUACCGUAUGGCAACUUGACAUAUCAUUUGGCGAUUAUCGUUGGAUUGAUGAUGGUACCGACAGCUAGUCUGUGCGUGCACUGGUUUCCAGUAAAAACAAAACUAUCUGUUGGCGUUCUCACCAUGAUAGGUACGAUUGCUGCUACGUAUAUCAUUACAGUAGCAGCUCUGAGUCCCUAUCCUCCGUUAUGCGGCAGUGUGUUUGGAGGGAUCUCUUCGAUUAUGGUGUGGAUCGUGUUCUAUUUUGUAUUCACCUAUAUCAAAAUCUCCAUUGGAAUGUUGUUUCGCAGUGAAGGUAGAAACGGACUCAUAUGGUAUGGUAGUAUGUCUCAGAUCGGAUCGUUAUUUGCAGCCAUCAGCAUAUUCCCAGUAGUAAAUGUUCUACAGUUGUUUCAGCAAGAUGAUCCAUGUAGCACAACAUGCUACUAG
Molecule: messenger RNA, 1371 nt
Organism: Saccoglossus kowalevskii
Lineage: Eukaryota; Metazoa; Hemichordata; Enteropneusta; Harrimaniidae
Product: solute carrier family 52, riboflavin transporter, member 3-B-like
Biological process (GO): riboflavin transport
Cellular component (GO): plasma membrane
Molecular function (GO): riboflavin transmembrane transporter activity
Source: RefSeq, a predicted model, not a curated record